ACCACCGGAAAAGCGUCUAACAGCUGUCCACAUUAGGUUCUUUGGCUGUGUUGUGUUUUGGUCGCGUGAACGUCGUCCAAGACUUCUAUAAUGACUAAACUACAGAUCUUAAACUCUUAUUUGACAGAGCGUUUAAUGGUGGUUGCCCAAGAGAUAUUAGACAUAGUGAAAGAGACGGUGUCUGAGUACCAGGAGGAAAAUGCGCGAACAAAGAGAGAGAAUGAGAGUCUCCGGCGAAGACUACGGGAAUUCGGAUUGGAGAUUGAGUCGACUUUUUGGGGUGCACGGCCUGCUGCUCUUCCUGCCUCUAGAGGAAAGUCUCUCAUAGAGCGGCAGCUCGGUGAACAGGAGUGGAGCUCCAGUCUAAGGCCUGACACAGAGCUCACUCUGACUGAAGAGAAACAGGAGAUCACAGAGGAGCACAGAAUGAGACAAACAGAAGAGGAGCCAGUCUUGUCGUCUUGUGUUGAAACUGAUGAGUCCAUCAACCCUACCACCCCUGUUAACACAACGGUGACUGGGGAGAGCGAGGGGAUUAUAGAACAGCAGAGGACUAUACUGAGAGAAGAGAAGACUAGUGGGCUACAGUCUGUCCGUAUGGAAGAAACUGAUACGAGCAUCGUUUCACCAGGACUGAAGAAGCUGGCAUUGGAAAUCACAUUGUCCAUGGUCUCACCCUCAUCCGUAAAUCCCGAAAUAAACUCCAUCCACCCUUCAGAUGUCUCUCUGAUUGAACCGGUCAACACAGAGCUGAACUCUCGACCCAGCCUCCGACCAGACCAGAUUAAAACAGAGCCUGAUGAAGUGGACUUCAAGUCUGACCAGCUCUCUGAAUUAGGUUACCACCCUAAGACGCACUAUAAUAUUAACAAAACUCUGUGUGAAACGAGUGUCAUCGCACGAUAUGAUAAUGGGGCAGAAGCUGGACACAUACUCCCCCUGUCUGAUAUACCUGCUAGUGAAGCUCAGCCUGAGGGUCUUUUAGUUGAUCACAGGGAAGAAAGGCAGCACUCCUGCUUACAAUGUGGGAAGUGUUUCUGUCGUGUCUCGUACGUUAAAAUACACCAGCAAAUACACGCAGGCGAGAGACCGUACUCCUGCGCCUGGUGUAGCAAGUCAUUCACUCAGUCAGGAGACCUGAGAAGACAUGAGCGAAUUCACACAGGUGAUAAACCCCACCAGUGCAUGUGGUGUGAAAAGAGUUUUACUCAGGUGGGAAAUCUUAAGAGACACCAGCGAAUCCAUACCGGAGAGAGGCCGUACUGCUGCACCCGGUGUGGAAAGACUUUCUAUGAUGGAGGCGCCUUAAAAAAUCAUAAAAGAAUUCACUUACGAGAGAGAAAACAAAGGAAUAUGCUCAUGCAGACUGAUUAAGAAAAGCUAAGGUGUUGGUUGCCAAUAAAAUAGGUAAUAGUGUUUUUAAAAUAAUAUGUUACUGUUUGUACUAUGGAAUAUUAAUUUACCACCUAAAAAACAUAAUGACCGCAUGCCAUUUCAUUUAAUUCACAAUAAUUUGAAAUACAAUUGUUUCAAUACACAAAUGCUCAUAAUCAGUAAAUAAUACAACUGAAAUUAUUUUUACUCAGUUAUUGUUACUUGACUGUUACAGCAUCUAUAUCCUUUAACCUUUGACAGUAUUUUAUCUGAGAUUGUCUCAUACCCAAUAUUUUAUGGCCAUUGCUGAAACACUUUUAAACCCCAUAACUUCCUUUCUCUGUUUCUUGCUUUCUCCUUCUCUGUCUCUCUCUAUAGUUGACCUCUCCUGAAAUUCCACUAGCACAGUUAGCAGUGGACAUGUUACCUCCAGUCUGAGGCAGAAAAAUGCUCCCAUUGACUGAAGAGAAAUAGGAGCUCACUGGGCUUCAUAGGACUAUAUGGAGCCAAGGGCACAAUAGACUGGGGUCUGCUAUAUCAGGUUUAUAGUCAUACAGCUUAGUGUGAACAUUUAACACGAUAUGGGCUGUUCCAGUCCUGCAGACCUUUUGGACAUACAGACUGUAACCAUGAAAGAGUUGGACUUAAAACUAGUUCCAGUCUACUUGAAAUCUGAGAACAGCACAAGCCCAGAGAGACCUCAAUUGUAUUGAAUUGCUGGUAAAGCUUGUGAAUAUUAACAAUGUGUACAUUAAUGUAAUGGAUGGAUGUUGCACCUCUUGUUUGUAACAAAUAAAUCUGCAGUUCAAAAGA
Anguilla rostrata (American eel) is the source of this 2187-nucleotide messenger RNA. Its product is annotated as zinc finger protein 502-like. Lineage: Eukaryota; Metazoa; Chordata; Actinopteri; Anguilliformes; Anguillidae. The transcript is spliced from 2 exons. Gene Ontology annotation, biological process: regulation of transcription by RNA polymerase II. Gene Ontology annotation, molecular function: RNA polymerase II cis-regulatory region sequence-specific DNA binding; DNA-binding transcription factor activity, RNA polymerase II-specific. The record is from RefSeq and is a predicted model, not a curated record. Bases 91 to 1374 code for a protein of 427 amino acids.